Scheffersomyces coipomensis is the source of this 3008-nucleotide messenger RNA. RefSeq names its product Zn(II)2Cys6 transcription factor. Gene Ontology annotation, cellular component: nucleus. Lineage: Eukaryota; Fungi; Ascomycota; Pichiomycetes; Serinales; Debaryomycetaceae. The record is from RefSeq and is a predicted model, not a curated record. The coding region runs from base 177 to 2627 and encodes 816 amino acids. The transcript has a single exon. Gene Ontology annotation, biological process: positive regulation of transcription by RNA polymerase II. Gene Ontology annotation, molecular function: transcription cis-regulatory region binding; zinc ion binding; DNA-binding transcription factor activity, RNA polymerase II-specific.
UUUUUUUGGAGUGGAGGUGUCUGUCGUUUCUUUUUUACAGUUUUAGUAAUCCUGUUCACCACCACCACCACCACCACCACCACCACUAUUUAUACAACUUGUCCUUUAACUUCUCAUCUUUUGUCAUCGUCAUCUUAUAGGACUAUCACACGCUAUCAAUACUAAACAUCUUCAAUAUGGACUCGUCAGGGAAUAUAUCUCCUGAAAGCGUUGGGUCUCCCUUAGCUAGUUUUUAUUACCCUCAUUUAUCACCAUAUUCAACCACAAGUGAUAUAAGUUCCACAUCAAUAUUUUCAGCUCCAUCUCCAAAUGGUCUUCAUCUAACUCCUGAAGAAGAACAAAUCUUAUUACAAUCUACUCAAGAUCAUAACUUGAACUUUCAUCAUCUUGACCAAGAUCAACAUCAUCAUCAUAAUCAUAAUCAUAAUCAUUUACCUCCUGCUCCAGUCUCAUUACCUUCAUCAAUAAUACCUCAACUGGAUUUCAAUUAUCCAUCUCAAGAUCAAUCAAAUACUCAAAUAAAUCAAUCUCAACUUAAUCAUGACUUCAUCCCUCUUCCUCAACCUCCAACUACUACUAGUACCACCACCUUAAAAUCAAGAGUUAAAAAGGAUUCAAAACGUAAACCAAAAAUUGUACCAAAGAUUGAACCAGGCACUACCACCUCUUUAUCAUCUAAUAAACGUAAAAAGUCAAUUAUAUCAAAUUCAAAUGAUAAAUCUUCAAGAUCAAGAUCAAGAUUUGGUUGUGAAGAAUGUAAAUCAAAAAGAAUUAAAUGUGAUGAAAUUAAACCAAGAUGUUCAAGAUGUAAAUCAAGAGGUAUUAAAUGUAAUUAUAAAAUUAUUCUUAAAUUUAGAGAAGAUUUAGAACAUCAAGGUAAAAAAUUCGGUAGAGAAGGUGUAUGGUUUAAACAAAAGGAAAAUGCUAAUAAUGCUCAAUCAUCAACUGAUUUAAUCUUAAAAUCAAAAGAUUCAUACUAUAAAAAUAUUAAAAAUAUUAAUCAAUUAAAAUUUAUUAAUUUCUUUUAUCAAGAUCUCAUCCGAAAUAAAAAUUAUUACGCCAAUUAUAAAUUAAGUUGUUCGUUACAAUCAUCAAUCAUCCCUGUUGAUAUUUUAAAUUCAAAUCUUAUAAGUGAUGAUCCUUCAAGUUUAAAUUUCGCUUUAACCUAUUAUAUCAAUUUUAUCUCCCCUAUUUUAAAUCCAGUAGGUAAUCAAACCAAAUAUUUCAAUUUAACUUCAAAUAAAUCAAAUAAAUAUAUCGUGGUUCAAAAAGGUUUGGAUUUAUCUUCAUUAGUACAAUAUUCGCAAAAUAAUAAUAAUCUUUUUUAUUUAAUUCUUUCCCUUGGAUCAAUUUAUUUAUCAAAAUUAAAUGGUGGAGCAAAUAAUGAACAAGAUUGGGUUGCUAAAUCUAAAUUAUUUCAAAAUUUAGGUAUUGAAAGAAUUAAACAAGAUUUAGAUAAUCUUUUCUUAAAUGAAGAUUCACCCAUCAUCCCAGAAAAAAUCUUUAAAACAGAUGUAUUAAUCUCCUUAACAUUAUUGAUUCUUUAUGAAUUAGCUAAUGAUUGUAAUCCUCAAUGGACAAUCUAUUUAAAAAUGUGUAAGAAAAUUUUACAUUCUUCAAAAUUCAAUUUACCUCAUGAUUCAAUGGAAUAUUCCUUAUUGAAAUUCGCUUUGGAAUUCUUAGAUUAUCAAGAAUCAAUCGGUAGAACAGCUUGUAAAGAUGAAAAUUCAUUCUUCUUAGUAUUUGAAGAAGAAGCUGAAAAGGAUCAAUCUCAAUCUCCUACUCCACCCACUGAAUUAAUCCCUAAAAGUCAAUAUACUCCAACUCCAGUUGAACAAGUAACUCUUGUAUCUUGGAUGGGUUGUGAUAAACGUUUAAUGCAAGUCAUUUCUGAUAUCACUGAUUUAUCAUUCGAAAGAUAUAAUGCCGGAAUAACCGAAGCCAAUUAUUUAACGCUUUGUCAAGAUAUGAGACAAAGAUUAGAUAAAAUGAGUCUUAAUAUGAUGGAUUCUUUAUUAUUUGAUAAAUCAACUUAUUCAUCCACAUCAACUUUCAAUUCUACUGAACCAAGUACUCCUCGUGAAGCGGAAAUGUGUCUUAUUGAAUCGGAAAUGGAAGUGGAAGAAUUUUGCUUUUUAUUGUCGUGUGAAAUUAAAAGAUUGGCUACCAUUGUAUAUUUGGAAAGUUGUCUUUUAAACAAGACUCCUGAAGAUGAAUUAGUUCAAAGAUUAGUAAGACAAAUCUUUACUUUAUUGGAAUUCAUUGUCAUUAAGAAUGAUUUUAAAUGGUAUUCAACUUUAAUUUGGUCAGUAUUCAUUGCUGCUUCGGAAAUAAGUUCCUUAUGUGAAGAAAGUGAAGAAUUAAGAUAUAUCACCUUACAAAUCUUGGAUCUUUUAGAAUCAAAUACUUUAGGUAAUAUCGGAAGAACGAGAAAGAUUAUCAUGGAUAUUUGGAAAAGAAGAGAUUUAGAUAAUAGUGAUGAAAAUAGUUUUGGAUAUGUCAGAAAAACUAUUGAAGAAGGCGGAGAUGGUAAAAAUGCCAUUGCCAAACGUGGAUUAUACUUGGGAUUUCAAAAUGAUUGGGAAAAAUACGUGGUUGAUGAAGAUUAUGCUAUUUCAUUAGCAUGAUCUAAACUAACUCAAACCCAAUUAACAAUAUUAGAAUUUAACGAAUUUUUAACGACAAUAAUUAUAAUGAAAAAUGGAAACAAAAUCAAUGUUUACAGUUACUUGCUGACUUACUACUGCAACAAUUAGUGCCAUAACUAUUUCAAUGACCUUUAUGGUGCCAAAACAAAAUAACUUAUAUAUUUCAAAAAAAUAAAAAUACCCCCCAAAAAAAAGGAAAAAGAUGUUUAACAAAAAAAUACAAACUCACAUAUGAUACAUUCGUUAAUUUAACGACGACAACGUACUAUCACAAUACGAGACAUACGAAUGAAUUUACUUAAUCGCUAAAUUCCCAUGCUAGCAUUUUUUCAUGUUUUAUUUAUUAUAUAGGAUUUUUUA